Molecule: messenger RNA, 687 nt
Organism: Lipotes vexillifer (Yangtze River dolphin)
Lineage: Eukaryota; Metazoa; Chordata; Mammalia; Artiodactyla; Lipotidae
Gene: CUNH19orf38
Product: chromosome unknown C19orf38 homolog
Exons: 7
Coding region: 1-687 (228 amino acids)
Source: RefSeq, a predicted model, not a curated record
AUGCCCUGGACUGUCCUGCUCUUUGCAGCCGGCUCCUUGGCUAUCCCAGCGCCAUCCAUCAUGCUGGUGCCCCCACAUCCCAGCAGCCAGGAGGACCCCAUCCACAUCUCAUGCAUGGCCCCCAGGGAUUUCCCGGGGGCGAAUUUCACACUGUAUCAAGGGGAGGAGGUGGUGCAGCUCCUGCAGGCCCCCGCGGACCAGCUCGAGGUCAUCUUCAACCUGAGUGGUGGCAGCAGGGAGGUUCCAGGGGGACCAUUCCGCUGCCAGUAUGGCGUGCUCGGCGAGCACAGGCAGCCUCAACUGUCGAACCUCAGUGAGCCCAUGCAUGUCUCCUUCCCAGUGCCCACCUGGAUCCUGGCACUCUCCUUGAGCCUGGCUGGAGCCUUCCUCCUCCUCGCUGGGCUGGUGACCACUGCGUUGGUCGUCAGGAAAGUUAAAGUAAAAAACUUGCAGAAGAAACGGGAGCGAGAAUCCUGCUGGGCCCAGGUUAACUUCGCCACGACAGACAUGUCCUUCGAUAACUCCCUGUUUACCAUCUCCAAAAUGACUUCAGAAGAAGACGCAGCCACCCAGGAUGCUCCCUCAGGCUCUGCUGCGACACCUGGCAACUCUGGGACACGGAAGAGGCCCACCUCCACGUCAUCCUCGCCUGAUCCCCCAGAAUUCAGCACAUUCCGGGCCUGCUAG